CUCCCCGCCGCGCCUCGCCUCCUCCGCCCCGCGCCCUGCGGUGCUGCAGCUGCGGGCGGCUCCAGCUGCCCCCAGAUGUGGGCUGGGCGGCGCGCGGGGAACUUUCGCGCCGGCUGCGAGUGCGGGGCCCCGGUUGCGGUCCGGCUGCCAUGGAUCUGCCGGCGGGAGCGGCUCGCCGCCUGUUCUGCCCCGCUCUGCUGCUGCUGCUACCGCUCCUGCUGCCGCCGCCCGCCAACACCCGGCUCGCCGCUGCCACCGACCCCCCAGGAGGGCCCCUGGGGCCCGCAGCGGAGCGCAUCCUGGCGGUGCCGGUGCGCACUGACGCCCAGGGCCGCUUGGUGUCCCACGUGGUGUCGGCAGCAACGACGGUCGGGGUGGGAAUACGAGCCCGCAGGGCUGCCCCAGUGGGGACCCCGGACUUCCCCGGAGACAGCGAGGAGGAUGCCGGUGGCCGCCUCUUCUACAAUGUCACCGUCUUCGGCCGAGACCUGCACCUGCGGCUGCGGCCCAAUGUCCGCCUCGUGGCGCCUGGCGCCACGGUGGAGUGGCAGGCUGACUCUGGCGCCACCCGCAUGGAGCCCCUGCUUGGGACCUGCCUCUACGUCGGAGACGUGGCGGAUCUGCCCGUAGCCUCCUCCGUGGCGCUCAGCAACUGCGACGGGCUGGCUGGUCUGAUUCGCAUGGAAGAGGAGGAGUUCUUCAUCGAGCCCCUGGAGAAGGGGCUGGCGGCACAGGAGGCUGAGCAGGGCCGUGUACAUGUGGUGUAUCGCCGACCGCCCACCCCCAGGCCCCUGCCUCUUGGGACGACACCACAGGUCCUGGACACAGAGGCCUCUGCCAGCAGCCUGGACAGCCUGAGCCAGGCGCUGGGAAUCCUGGAGGAGCGCAUCAACAGCUCACGGCGGAGAGCACGCAGGCACAUCACAGACGACGACUACAACAUCGAGGUCUUGCUGGGUGUGGACGACUCCGUCGUGCAGUUCCACGGCAAAGAGCACGUGCAGAAGUACCUGCUGACGCUCAUGAAUAUCGUCAAUGAAAUCUACCACGACGAGUCCUUGGGGGCCCACAUCAACGUGGUGCUGGUGCGGAUCAUCCUGCUGAGCUAUGGGAAGUCCAUGAGCCUCAUUGAGAUCGGGAACCCUUCCCAGAGCCUGGAGAAUGUCUGCCGCUGGGCCUACCUGCAGCAGAAGCCAGACACAGACCACGACGAGUACCACGAUCAUGCCAUUUUCCUCACUCGGCAGGACUUCGGGCCAUCGGGCAUGCAAGGCUACGCUCCUGUCACUGGGAUGUGCCACCCUGUUCGCAGCUGCACCCUGAACCACGAGGAUGGCUUCUCUUCGGCCUUUGUGGUGGCCCAUGAGACUGGCCACGUGUUGGGCAUGGAGCAUGAUGGGCAGGGCAACCGCUGCGGGGACGAGGUGCGGCUGGGCAGCAUCAUGGCGCCUCUGGUGCAGGCUGCCUUCCACCGCUUCCACUGGUCUCGCUGUAGCCAGCAGGAGCUCGGCCGCUACCUGCACUCCUACGACUGCCUGCGGGACGACCCCUUCGCCCAUGACUGGCCGGCACUGCCCCAGCUGCCGGGGCUGCACUACUCCAUGAAUGAGCAGUGCCGUUUCGACUUUGGCCUGGGCUACAUGAUGUGCACGGCGUUCCGGACUUUAGACCCCUGCAAGCAGCUGUGGUGCAGCCACCCCGAUAACCCCUACUUCUGCAAGACCAAGAAGGGCCCCCCCUUAGACGGGACGAUGUGUGCUCCCGGCAAGCAUUGCUUUAAGGGACACUGCAUCUGGCUGACACCUGACAUCCUCAAACGGGAUGGCAACUGGGGCGCCUGGACUCCAUUCGGCUCUUGCUCACGCACCUGCGGCACAGGUGUGAAGUUCAGGACCCGCCAAUGCGACAAUCCACCCCCAGCCAAUGGUGGCCGCACCUGCUCAGGCCUUGCCUACGACUUCCAGCUCUGCAACCCUCAGGACUGCCCAGACACCCUGGCCGACUUCCGCGAGGAACAGUGCCGACAGUGGGACCUGUACUUUGAGCAUGGUGAUGGCCAGCACCACUGGCUACCCCACGAGCACCGGGAUGCCAAGGAGCGUUGUCACCUCUACUGCGAGUCCAAGGAGACCGGGGAGGUGGUGUCCAUGAAGCGCAUGGUGCAUGACGGCACCCGCUGCUCCUACAAGGACGCCUUCAGCCUUUGUGUGCGCGGGGACUGCCGGAAGGUGGGCUGCGAUGGGGUGAUCGGCUCCAGCAAGCAGGAGGACAAGUGUGGCGUGUGCGGAGGAGACAACACCCGGUGCAAGGUGGUUAAGGGCACGUUCACGCGCUCCCCCAAGAGGCACGGCUACAUCAAGAUGUUCGAGAUCCCUGUGGGAGCCAGGCACCUGCUCAUCCAGGAGGCAGACGCCACCAGCCACCACCUGGCUGUCAAGAACCUGGAGACGGGCAAGUUCAUCUUAAAUGAAGAAAACCAUGUGGAUCCCAAUUCCAAAAGCUUCAUCGCCAUGGGUGUGGAGUGGGAGUACAGGGAUGAGGACGGCCGAGAGACACUGCAGACCAUGGGCCCCCUCCGCGGCACCAUCACUGUGCUGGUGAUCCCCGAGGGAGACGCCCGGAUCUCCCUGACAUACAAGUACAUGAUCCAUGAGGACUCGCUCAACGUGGAUGACAACAAUGUCCUGGAAGACGACUCCGUGGGCUACGAGUGGGCCCUGAAGAAGUGGUCUCCAUGCUCCAAGCCCUGUGGCGGAGGGUCCCAGUUCACCAAGUAUGGCUGCCGCCGGAGGCUGGACCACAAGAUGGUGCACCGGGGUUUCUGCCACGCCCUCGUGAAGCCCAAGCCCAUCCGCAGGGCCUGCAACCAGCAGGAGUGCUCCCAGCCUGUGUGGGUCACAGGCGAAUGGGAGCCAUGUAGCCAGAGCUGUGGGCGGACAGGCAUGCAGGUGCGUCCCGUGCGCUGUGUCCAGCCGCUGCACAACAACACCACACGCUCCGUGCACACAAAGCACUGCAACGACAACCGGCCCGAGAGUCGCCGGGCCUGCAACCGGGAGCUGUGUCCCGGCCGCUGGCGAGCUGGCCCCUGGUCUCAGUGCUCAGUGACCUGUGGCAACGGCACCCAGGAGCGGCCAGUGCUCUGCCGCACCUCAGAUGACAACUUUGGCAUCUGCCGGGAGGAACGGCCUGAGACAGCAAGAAUCUGCAGGCUCAGCCCCUGCUUCCGAAACACCUCGGACCCCUCCAAGAAAAGCUACGUGGUGCAGUGGCUGUCCCGCCCAGAUGGCGACAGGCCCGUUCAGAAGAUCUCGUCAAAAGGCCACUGCCAGGGCGACAAGUCAAUGUUCUGUAGAAUGGAAGUCUUGUCUCGCUACUGCUCCAUCCCAAGCUACAACAAGCUGUGCUGCAAGUCCUGUAACCUAUACCGCAACCUCACUGCAGUGGACGACAGGCUGGAACCCCCGCCUGGAAAGCACAAUGACAUAGAGGUGUUCAUGCCCACAUUCCCAGCACCCACUCCGGUCACUGAGGCACCACUGUCUCCAGUCAUCCCGCUGGAGGUCCCUGGCAACACCUCCAGCAUCAAUGCCACGGAGGACCAGCCAGAAGUCAACGCUGUGGAUGCUCCCUACAAACCCCACGGCUUGGAGGAGGAAACCCAGCCUCCCAACCGGAUCCCACGACGCCCAAGCCCUUACGAGAAGACCAGGAACCGAAGGAUCCAAGAGCUCAUCGAUGAGAUACGGAAGAAAGAGGUGCUCACAAAGUUCUAAUAAAGUGGAAAGAUAGCAGCCUAGCAUUUUUGUUCUUGCUUAUCGAGAUGGCCCACAGGAUAGCCAGUGCUGUGUUGUGGAAAUCAAGUCAAACUUCCUGAUUCCAAAAGGCUCUGAGGAGGCGGAGAAGGGGGCAUGACAGCAACACGGGAGUGAGCACAUGCUAACCAGGUUAGCAAGGGUUUCUCAGCGCAGGGACAGCCUCGAUCCCACAGAAGUGGUGCCUGUGCCUGGGGAAGAGGGCAAAGUGGUUCUCCAGCUCCAUCAGCAAGUGAGGGGAGGGCAGACAUGGAACUCAGAGAAAUUGGCCCUAAGCUUCUGAGAAUCUCUUUUCCUGUGGCGUCAUGGCACAUUUCCUUUCCAAUCCCUGAUGCUCUGCCUCAUGGUGACACUUAGGAUUGAAAAGCAACCAGUCACUACGAUGAGUACCGUGGAGCAGAGAUCAUGAUGUGUAAGAGCUGGGCAGGUGGUCAGGAUGAGAGUAGUGGCCAACUGGGGAUGGCUAAUGGCUGGUGGCUGAUGGCUGGCGGUGGCCAUUGCUGCCACACGAAGUGUGUGUGUGUCUCUUCUCCACUAACCCUGUUCUUGCCACAUUAUGCACUUUUCCAGAAGCAUAGAUUUACCUGUGACCAUGUUCCAUCUUGAAAGGUCUAUUUGGAAUACUUUCAGAGGAUCUUGUAGUCUCUAAUGUCCCACUCCACCAGGCGGCAAAUUCUGGUCUCCUGUCUUGGCUUGAUGCAUUUUUGUUCAUGAAUGAAGGACUUAGGAAGAACAAGUUGGCCCAUCUGGUGCUCAUGCUGUACUGCAUUUGAGGGCUAUUUCUUUUUCAGGAAAGCAAUAGAGGCACGAGGACAGGGAGCAAUCCCAGGCCUCUUCUCCACUGGCCGCGGCCUUGGUGACCACCACCCAGGCUCUGAUAUUUGACCCCAAUGUUCUCCAAGCAGCUUGGCCUCAAUCCCUUCCUCCCCGGAAUUAGCAGAAGGAUGAGGGGGUCAUGGGCUCUGCUGAGGUUCUCCUUUCCCAGCAAGGGCUGGGUGGGUUGGGAAAGAUUGCAAGCAGCCACCAGGCACCAAGCUAACAGACUCCAAAUCC
Molecule: messenger RNA, 4868 nt
Organism: Ochotona princeps (American pika)
Lineage: Eukaryota; Metazoa; Chordata; Mammalia; Lagomorpha; Ochotonidae
Gene: ADAMTS2
Product: ADAM metallopeptidase with thrombospondin type 1 motif 2
Exons: 22
Coding region: 150-3776 (1208 amino acids)
Biological process (GO): extracellular matrix organization; proteolysis
Molecular function (GO): metalloendopeptidase activity; zinc ion binding
Source: RefSeq, a predicted model, not a curated record